Molecule: messenger RNA, 2682 nt
Organism: Papaver somniferum (opium poppy)
Lineage: Eukaryota; Viridiplantae; Streptophyta; Magnoliopsida; Ranunculales; Papaveraceae
Product: monooxygenase 3-like
Exons: 5
Coding region: 119-478 (119 amino acids)
Molecular function (GO): FAD binding
Source: RefSeq, a predicted model, not a curated record
CCACAGUGUUCAAACAAGAGAUUGAGAAACAGAUUAGAAAUUCAAGAAUAUCAUUGGCAAGAGAGAAACUGAAAAAUAACAAGAAUAUUGUCAUUAGCAAGAAAGAAAGUGAUCAGAGAUGGAAAAUGUUGUGAUGAGAGAAGAAGUAGUGAUAGUAGGAGGAGGAGUUGCAGGUUUAGCAACAGCAUUAGCAUUAAAGAGAGUUGGAGUCAAGAGUUUAGUGUUGGAGAGAGCUAAUGAGCUGAGAAUCAUUGGUGGUUCUUUAACUCUUUUCCCAAAUGCUUGGAUUGCUCUUGAAGCACUUGGUGUUGCUCACAAACUUACUGCCGUCUACAAACCUUUCAAAAGGGGAGAAGUUACGAAUGUUGCAAAUGGAGUUACCCAAGAGAUUCUGUUUACAACUGAUGAAGGGGAAGAGUGGUUGGCAAGAGGACCUAGGUCUGUGCAUAGGAGAGCCUUACUUGAAGCUAUGUUAUAGGAACUACCAACUGAUACAGUCCGUUACUCGUCGAGGCUUUGCUCAAUUGAAAAAACCGAAACACGGAAUGAUGUGGAUCCAUUCGGAGUAAUCGUUCAUCUAGAAGAUGAGACUACUAUCAAUACCAAGGUUUUAAUAGGGUGUGACGGUGUACACUCUUUGGUGGCAAAGUGGUUAGGGCUUAAAGCACCGGUUUAUUCAGGUCGAUAUGCCGUGCGCGGAUUAGGAGUGUUUCCUGAAGGUCAUGGAUUGAAACAUGAAGUAUCAUGCCAAAUACCAACACUGACGUUUUCUGGUUCAUGGCUUAUCCAUCCACCCCCAGUGCAGGUUUUAAUAGGGUGUGAGGGUGUACACUCUUUGUUACUAUGCUGAAUAAAGCUCAUUGCAAGCAUUUACUGUAAGCUGCACAGCCCUGUUUCAUUCUGUUUAUUUGAUUUUUAUUUGUAAUAUAUCGUUUUUAUAAAUGUGAUUUUGUAUUUAAAGCACAUAGCAGUUGUAUAUAUUAUUAAGUUCAGGCACAAGGAAAGAGAGUAGAGAAUCUGUUGAUGUUACAACCAGGGGAUGUAGCUCAGAUGGUAGAGGGCUCGCUUAGCAUGCGAGAGGUAUGGGGAUCGCUGCCCCACUUCUCCAUCCUUUAAUUUUUUAUUUUCAUUUUUUGUUACUAGCCUUGAAACAUUUUAGGUACCUUGAUGUAAAUAAAUAACAUGCCGGUCCUGUAAGCGUAAAGUUACAAGCCAACUAGUAAAUCUUUGUUUUUCUGCCAGAAUGUACAAGGAGUUUCAAAAUUAGAGCCAUCAAAUUUUCCAGUACCAGCAAAUACCGUUGAAUUUCCAGAACCGCUGAUAUGAACGUGUUGCCAGUAGAUGGGAUCAAAUUUUGUCAGUACUUUGAAUAUGCAAUUUACAAAGGCCAUCAAUAUGAAUGGCCCUUUAAAUGAGCCACUUGCACUGUAUUGACGAGAACAGUUGGGUAGCCGUCAUGGUUUGCCGCAAGGAACAAGCCAGUAAAAAAAAAAAAUCCGAAGAAAUCACAAACUAUUGAAUAUCCAAACUUAUGUAAUUAUGGAUGGGAAGGAUGCUUACUGAGUUGAUGAUACGGUUCAGGUUGUUCAACUGACUCGGCUCACCAGGCUGAGUUGGAAUUGGGGCACAUUGGCUCGUGAUCCUUCCACUGUCAAGAGCGGGAGGUGUUUGUUUCACACUUAGUAAUGAAAAUGUGAAAAGAAGGGUGGUAAAAAAUUUGUCUACAAAAAAAGAAAAAGUGGUUGUUCGACUGACUCGGCUCACCAGGCUGAGUUGGAACUGGGACACAUUGACUCGUGAUCCUUCCACUGUCAAGAGCGGGAGGUGUUCGUUGCUCUGUGAAACCAGCCUGACGCGGUGCCCUCCGCUAUAGUGGUCACACAGCCCAAGCCUAUGCCAAGACAAUGCAGCCAACUCCCAACUUGGAACGGGCGAGUCAACCUAGCGUGCACACCAGCACCUACCGAAUGAAACCCGACCAGUGUUCGACCACCUUGAUGUCCCCACUUGGGUUACAAGCUCGCGCAACCGAGCUCGACGUUCAUUUCUCCAAUCUUGAGAUCUAAAUACCAAGUAUAGUUUGCAUUUUUGAGAGAUGUGGUACUAAAUUCUACUCCUUGGCACGUGCUUUUGGCAUACUUCAAGAAGGCCUCACCAAAACAAAAGACUGCAAGAGAAAGAAAAGGAUUACAUGAGCCUUGCCAUUUUACUCAUGAUCCAAAACGAUCUCCUUUGAAUCCUUUGUUUUGGAUUGACGGAGUGAACACCUAGAACUCACCGGAGAAGGCAUACUAUGGAGUACAAAAACCUCCAAAGAAUUGCCAACAAAACUGACUCAGUUUUGAAAUCUAAAUAAUUUUACAAGAUGAAGUACCAGCUUCACCUGAUCGGUUGAAAACUCCCCUGCUUUUCUCUGUGACAUUCAUCUUGAAUACUGUUUUUUAUGCUUCAUGAUGAAUGUCUUAGCAACCCGUCUGUAUUAGUACUGAGGAUACGAAAACUAAUGACUAAAGAGAUUAAUUAAGAGUUUAAAUAGCUUGACCCUAGAUAGAUAGGGUUUACCGGUUUAGAAACCUUAAACACAAACAGAGUUUACUUGACACACAAUUGUCUCGGUACUUCCAUAUAUAACAACAGCUUACCGACCCAAUGUGCCUACCGCCGAGGUGGUAGGAACUCACC